AUGGCGGUACAGGGAGAAGAAACCAGAAAAGGGCCAUGGACAGAACAGGAAGAUGUUCAACUGGUGUUGUGUGUGAACGUGUAUGGUGACCGGAGAUGGGAUUUCAUCGCGAAGGUUUCAGGUUUGAAAAGAACAGGUAAAAGUUGCAGGUUACGUUGGGUUAAUUACCUGCAUCCUGGUUUGAAACGAGGCAAGAUGACUCCCCAUGAAGAACGCCUCGUUCUUGAGCUCCAUAACAAAUGGGGCAAUAGGUGGUCUAGAAUUGCUCGGAAGCUACCUGGGAGGACGGAUAACGAGAUCAAGAAUUACUGGAGGACCCAUAUGAGGAAGAAGGCUCAGGAGAAGAAGAAAGGCGGAGCUGCUGCUGCCGCCGUCGGCGGUGUUUCGCCUUCUACCUCCACAACUUCCUCUACUUCCUCCGGCACUUCAUCCUCCUCUGCUUCAUCUUCCUCUGCAUAUUCCAACUGUUCUUCCUCUGUUUCCAACGGAAACAGCAGCCCGCCGCCGCCUGCGGCGUCGGUUCCGAUGGCCGGGAAAAAAGACCGGAGUUUCUACGACACCGGCGGGUUGGUUUCUGGAAAGGUGGGAGGAAACAACAAGGCAGAGGAGCUGCAAGAGAAAUCUUCCUCCCAGAAAGCGGUUUCUUCUGCUUUAUCAGUGGAUGAAAUAUGGAAAGAUAUGGACUUUUUCGGUGGAGAUGAUCCUAUAAUCAAGCCUGUGUUGUAUGAUGAAUUUGCCUGCAAUUUCCCAAGUCAACCAGUAAUGGCGGAUUCCUCCCCUGUUUGGGAUUAUUUCCCUGUUUCCUUGUGGAACAUGGAUGAUGAAGAAGACAUGAUCAGUAAGAAGUUCCCUCCUCCUCCUUCAGCUACAAGUGAUCAAUUUCAUUCUUUUUACAACCAACAAGAGAUGAUGAUGAUGAGCACCCCUUUCUAA
Oldenlandia corymbosa var. corymbosa is the source of this 933-nucleotide messenger RNA. Lineage: Eukaryota; Viridiplantae; Streptophyta; Magnoliopsida; Gentianales; Rubiaceae. The record is from the annotation of a GenBank genome assembly.